GGCUGUCUGAAUCCAGGACAAUAAGAUGGACAGUGAGGACGAUCUGGACAUUUUGACGGCGCUCCUGGCUGAGAGCGAGGACGUAGGAGACAACCAGGAGCAGGUGGACGACUUGGAUGAGCUGUUUGACGAGGACGAYGGUGAAGACGAGUCCACCGAGGACGCGGUGUCAGAGCUGUUUGGGGACGUCGACGAUAUUGAAGAUGAGGAGAAAACCUCUGGAGGCGGAGCUUCUGAGAACCUGGACAGGUCUAAAGAGGAUCUGCAAGAGGAGCUGAGGCGAAUGCAGGAGCAGAUGCAGAAACUGCAGCAGCAGCUGGAGGCCAGCCAGAAGGGUUCUGCCCCUAAGGUCGGUCCGAAACCAGAACCGACCCGACAGCAGGGGUCCGGUCCGACCCAGACCCGAUCAGUUCCAAACAAACUACAAACAGCAUCAUCAUCAUCAUCAUCAUCAUCAUCAUCAUCAUCAUCAUCGGCUCCAGUCAGAGGAGGAAGUCUGAACCUCCAGGAGUCCUCUGAGUUUUCCUCUCAGCUCAGCAGUGCAGAUUCCAUGAAAGCCAGAUCCCGACUGGCUCACAAAGCUUCAGGUCCAGAGGACAGGAAGCCUCUGGUGGAGGUAAAGCUCGGCAGCUCCUUCCAGGAAUUAGACGGCACCCGGGAGGCUCCAGAGCGUGGGCUCCGGCCCUCUUCCUCCUUCAGCAGACCUGCCUCAGCGGGACCGUCUAAAGCCGUGGCUCCGCCCCCUGUCCCUAAAGACGUGGCUGUAGAGAAGUACUCGGGCCUGCGGCUCAGGAAGCCGCUGGUUUCCUCCUGCGAGAUGGACCGCAAGAUGGCCGACCGGCGCCUGAUCCGCCUGUCGCAGGUGCCGGAGCGUUUGAGCCGGGAGAAGCUGGAGGACAGCGACUGGGUGACGUUUGCGGUGCUGGUUARCAAGGCCACGCCUCAGAGCAGCAGCAGCGGGAAAACCUUCAGCAUCUGGAAACUCUGCGACCUCCACAACCUGGACGUGUUCGUGUCUCUCUUCCUGUUCGGAGACGUCCACAAGGAGCACUGGAAGAGGGACCCGGGGACGGUGGUGGGACUCCUGAACCCGAACCCCAUGAAGCAGARGGACGGGAACGACCGGGUGAGUCUGACGGUGGACCACCCACAGAAGAUCCUGGUUCUGGGUGAGGCUCAGGAUUUUGGGACCUGCAAAGCUGCAAAGAAGAACGGGGAGCCCUGCUCUCAGAUCGUGAACCUGUACGAGUGUCCGUUCUGUCAGUACCACGUCAGUGCUCAGUACCAGAAGAUGAGCUCGAAGCGAGCCGAGCUGCAGUCCUCCUUCUCUGGGAAAGCCCCCGGCCGGCUGAGGGGGAGGGGGAGGGGGGCCGGUCUGAGGGAGCGCCUGUGUCAGGACGGGUUCUACUACGGGGGCGUGUCCUCGCCCGCCUGCGCUGCCUCCCUAUCCAAACCUAAAGCAGCCCCCCAGAAGACCCUGGACUCGCUGUUCAUCAGAGGCUCGGCUCAGCUGCUCAGUCAGGCCAAGAGGAUCGGUAAGGCUCUGCAGUCCGGCGGGGUCUCUGGUUGCUCCGAUGAGUUCAAGACGCUGAUGUCGGUGCCGACAGCUGGAGCUCUGCAGCUGAAGAAGCACCUGACACAGAGCAGCCAAUCAGUCCAGAAAGAUGAAACCGGAGCUCCGCUUCAGUCCAUCUCAGCCUCUGACCUCCUGAAGCAGCAGAGACAGAAGCAGCGGGAGCUUUUACAGAGUCGACGGCACAGAGCAGAGGAGAGGGGGGUCCAAAACCCGAGUGGAACCCGACCCAACUCAGGUCGAGGCGGUUUAUCCUCUCCAAAAUCCCCAAACCAGGUCCCCAAGCUGAGCCGGAGCCCGGAGGAGUCCCACCCCCCGACCCUGGGCCGAGGGUUCUCCGAGGGAGACGACAUCCUCUUCUUUGACAACGCCCCGCCUCUAGCCCCGCCUCCAAAAGCUCCCACGCUGUCAGCCGCCAAGUUGGCCGCCCUGAAGAGGCUGAGGGCCAAAGGGACGGGRCUCGAGAAGGAAGACCCCAACGCCGUGAAGAGGAAGAGGAGCAACAGCGGCGAGAUCAGCGCCCGAGUGGAGAAGAACCGAACCUCUCCAAACGGAGAACCCUCCGGUACCGAGGAGGAGCCGGCCCAGAAGAAGAAACGAGACCAGCUCCUCUACGUCCAAUCAGAGGAGUUCCAGAAGAUCCUCAACGCCAAGUCCCGACACGGGGUGGUCCUGCAGGCGGCCGAGUACCAGCUGCAGGAGCGCUACUUCGACGCCCUGGUGCAGAAGGAGCAGCUGGAGGAGAAGAUGAGGGGCAUCAGGGAGAUGAAGUGUCGCGCCGUGUCCUGUAAGAAGUGUAACUACACCUACUUCAAGCCGGCGGAUCGCUGCGUCGCCCAGAACCACGAGCUGCGCUGGCACGACGCCGUCAAACGCUUCUUCAGGUGUUCCUGCGGGCAGAGGGCCAUCGCUCUGGACAGACUGCCGCACAAACACUGCAGUAACUGUGGCCAGUUUAAAUGGGAGCGUGACGGCAUGCUGAAAGAAAAACUGGGACCGAAGAUCGGAGGAGAACUCCUCCAGACCCGAGGAGAGGAACACGCCAAGUUCCUGAACAGCAUGAAGUGACUUUUUUUAAUUUA
Messenger RNA from Austrofundulus limnaeus, 2655 nucleotides. RefSeq names its product minichromosome maintenance 10 replication initiation factor (gene mcm10). The record is from RefSeq and is a predicted model, not a curated record. Gene Ontology annotation, molecular function: DNA replication origin binding; single-stranded DNA binding. Gene Ontology annotation, biological process: DNA replication initiation; DNA replication. Lineage: Eukaryota; Metazoa; Chordata; Actinopteri; Cyprinodontiformes; Rivulidae. Gene Ontology annotation, cellular component: nuclear replication fork; nucleus.